UGAUAAUUCGAAAUUUUUUUUAAAAUAAAGAUUUUCUCUGUUUCUUAAUUUCUAGUUUGUUUAGAUUGAUAAUUUUUCUCAGUUUUGAUUGCAUUUUCUACAAGUAUUCUGAUCAUCUGCAAACGUAUUCAUCAUGGAAAUUGAUCGUCAAAUUCGUAUGAAUGAAAAUGAUCUACAAUCUGCUUUUCAAUCUGGACCAUCGAUCAAACCAUCGGCUAUGAGUAAUUUGAUUCCAGUUGAACAACGUAAAAAAGGAAUAUCAUUAAUCAGCGCUAAUACACCGGCUAGUAAUCGUCGUAAAUUGGGUAAUCUUUCCAAUACACCAUUUCAAUCGUUGAAAAAAUUACAAAAUGAUAAAAAAUCUAAUGGAAUUCAUCAACAACAACAACAAUGUUCAAGUAUGAAGAUUUCAAAACAGUUAAAAUCAACAACAGCAACACCAAUGUUAUCCAGUAUUGAUGAAAUUGAAAAUGCUUAUCCAUUGAAUCACCAUGAAUAUCGUGAACAAAAUUUUCCAUCCGAAUUUAGUGAUUAUUAUAUUGAACAUUAUCAUCCGAAAUUAAUGUUGGCACCAUUUGAAGAUGAAAUUGAAUCGAAACGUUUAUCUAAAUUGAAACAAAUGCAAGAUGAAUUAUCGGUUGAAGAUUAUUUUGCCGAUUUUAUCUAGAUUUUGCAUUCAUUUUAUGGCCUUUUUUCUACUUUUACAUUAUGAACAUUUUUUCUCACUUUGAUACGGUUAAUAUUUGAUUGAACACCAAAACAAACACACUAUACACUCACAUUCUCAAUGACUGAUUUUCAUUUCAUUUGUUAAAUUAUCUUAACCCUUUUUUACUAUUUAUAUUCUUUUCAUUCAGCAAAUAAUAAUAAAACUUUUUUUUUCCACAUAGGAUUCUGUUUUUGGAUUCGAAAAGAAAAACAGAAUUGAAGUUCAAGUUCAUCGCAUCACAUCUGUGACUAUCGUCGAUCGUUUGAUUAUCAUCUAAUUAUUACCAGCUUAUAGUAAUGCUGUUGGUAAUAC
Dermatophagoides pteronyssinus (European house dust mite) is the source of this 1021-nucleotide messenger RNA. RefSeq lists its product as uncharacterized. The record is from RefSeq and is a predicted model, not a curated record. NCBI's taxonomy places the organism in Eukaryota, Metazoa, Arthropoda, Arachnida, Sarcoptiformes, Pyroglyphidae.